AUGCCAUUUUUGGGCCAAGACUGGAGAUCCCCUGGAUGGAGAUGGGUUAAAACAGAAGAUGGAUGGAAACGAUGUGAACCCUUCAGUCCUGCACUUCAGGAUGGCCGUAAUCAGUUGAAUGAUAUCAGUCACGCUGUCAUCUUAACUGGUGAUGACGAAGAUGAAGAAAUAUAUAGUACUGAAGAUUGUGGGUUUGCAGCCAAGAAAAGGAAAAAAGAUCAUUUUGGGACAGAUUCGCAAUGUUUUUAUCAUGAAAAGUGGAUUUAUGUUCAUAAAGAAAGCACCAGAGAGAGACAUGGCUACUGCACUUUGGGAGAAGCUUUUAACCGCUUAGACUUUUCAAGUGCAAUUCAGGACAUCAGAAGGUUCAAUUACGUGGUCAAACUUCUGCAGUUAAUUGCAAAAUCCCAGUUAACUUCACUGAGUGGUGCAGCACAGAAGAACUACUUUAACAUUUUGGACAAAAUUGUGAGGAAGGUCAUGGAAGACCAGUAUAACCCACGAUUAAUCAAAGAUCUUCUACAGGAUCUGAGUUCCACUCUCUGUAUACUGAUUAGGGGAGUAGGAAAAUCUGUGUUGGUAGGGAACAUCAAUAUUUGGAUGUGCCGAUUAGAAACUGUCCUUCUGUGGCAGCAACAACUGAAAAACCUUCAGAUGAACAAGCACGUCAACAAUGGUCUUACGCUUAGCGAUCUCCCUCUGCAUAUGCUGAAUAACAUCUUAUACAGGUUCUCUGAUGGCUGGGACAUUAUUACUCUGGGUCAAGUGACCCCAACUUUGUACAUGCUCAGUGAAGACAGGCAGUUGUGGAAAAAACUCUGCCAGUACCAUUUUGCAGAAAAGCAGUUUUGUAGGCAUUUGAUUCUAACAGAGAAAGGUCACAUUGACUGGAAGCUGAUGUACUUUGCGCUUCAGAAAUAUUACCCAAUAAAGGAACAGUAUGGGGACACCUUGCAUUUCUGUCGACACUGUAGUAUUCUGUUUUGGAAGGAUACAGGACACCCCUGCACAGCCAGUGAUCCAAACACCUGUCUCAUGCCAGUAUCUCCUCAGCAUUUCAUUGAUCUCUUCCAAUUUUGAGAUGUUCAGUAGCUGUGCUCCUGUGUUUGUGGCCAUUUUGUGAAGAAUCAGGCAGGAUAUCUUAUGCUUUUUGUGCAAUAUAUUUACAUGUCAUGUUUUGCUGUAGUUUAAAAAAAGAUAUUGGGGAGAUUAUC
Messenger RNA from Opisthocomus hoazin, 1214 nucleotides. Lineage: Eukaryota; Metazoa; Chordata; Aves; Opisthocomiformes; Opisthocomidae. The record is from RefSeq and is a predicted model, not a curated record.